Saccostrea echinata is the source of this 639-nucleotide messenger RNA. RefSeq lists its product as uncharacterized. The annotation marks the transcript as partial. Gene Ontology annotation, molecular function: hydrolase activity, acting on ester bonds. The transcript has a single exon. Lineage: Eukaryota; Metazoa; Mollusca; Bivalvia; Ostreida; Ostreidae. The record is from RefSeq and is a predicted model, not a curated record.
AAAAUUGUUUCAGAUUACAUAUGGAUCAUUGGAUCAUCAUUGAUUUAUUGGGCUCAGAAAUAUGCUCAACAGAGAGCGAAUAGCAACCUUGGAUUUGAAUCGUAUAGGAUAAUUUGGCAUGGAAUAAGGGGUAUGGUUUGGUCUCAGUUUUAUCCAACGAUCCAAAAGAAGUUAAAAAAUAACAACCCCCCAACAGUCCUCGUAAUAUAUUGUGGUGGCAAUGAUAUUGGCAAUCCACAUAGUACUUUAAAGGGCUUACAAAUGUACAUGAAAUCUACCAUCGUAAAUAUUUCACAAUUAAUGCCAAAGACAAUUAUUGUUUGGUCUCAUAUCUUACCACGAAGUAAUUGGACCUUGUGUCUUUCUAACAAAGAUGGAGAAAAUUGGAGAAGAAGAAUUAAUUCUGCCCUCGCUACAUUUGUUGUUAAGAAAGCAUGUGGGGCCUCCAUUAAAUAUCCCGAUAUUUUAAUUAGACAUGUAUCCCUUUUCCGCAAAGAUGGUAUACACUUAUCAGACUUGGGUAAUGACAUAUUUGUAAAUUCUGUAAGAAAUGCUCUUGGGCUGUUUUUGUCAUCUACUGACAGAUUUUAUCCUACUACUACUACUACUAAAGACUUGUCAUGGUCAAAUCUUGAAUAG